CACAACGUGCUGAAGGACCGCCUUGACUAGUUUGUUCUGUUUUGGCGGCUUUGUGGAAACAUGGCGGAGAAUUUUAAAGACUGCAGUGUUUCAGACUGCAGCGGGAUGGAUUCUGGUGUCUCAGACUGCAGUGCUCCAGAAUGUCUCUUGGAUUGUGUCUCAGAUGAUGUCCCAGACUGUGUCCCACAUUGCAGUGUACUGGAUUCUGUUAUGUCAGAUCUUGGCGUCCCAGCCUGCAGUGUCUCUGAUUCCAGUGUCCCAGACUACAGUGUCUCUGAUUCCAAUGUCCCAGCCUGCAGUGUCUCUGAUUCCAGUGUCCCAGACUGCAGUGUCUCUGAUUCCAGUGUCCCAGACUGCAGUGUCUCUGAUUCCAGUGUCCCAGACUACAGUGUCUCUGAUUCCAAUGUCCCAGCCUGCAGUGUCUCUGAUUCCAGUGUCCCACCCUGCAGUGUCUCUGAUUCCAGUAUCCCAGCCUGCAGUGUCUCUGAUUCCAGUGUCCCAGACUGCAGUGUCUCUGAUUCCAGUGUCCCAGACUGCAGUGUCCUGGUUUCUGACCUCCCACCCUGCAGUGUUCCUUGUAAGCUGCGUUCGGAUGAGCUGGAAGCUUUGUGUCGUAUGGAGAUGCUGCACUGCCAGGAGCUUGGAGUGAACAAAGCCAAUGUUAAUGAGUGGGAGGUGGAGUUCCUCUGUGACUACAAGAGAACCAAGGGUGAAGAAUUCUACUUGGUCAAGUGGAAAGGCUUCCCUCACUCUGUUAAUUCCUGGGAACCCAAGAGGAACCUUAAAUGUCCCAAACUGAUGAAAGUGUUCCACCAAGACCUGGAUUUGAUCCUAAAGCUUCAGAAGAAACGAACCCUCCCUAAGCAGUUGGAUAAGGAUGUGUCUUCAUUUAUGGUUCAGAAAGCCAAACUACGUCAAAGUCUGCAGCAAUGGGAGGCCCACUUGAACCAGACUCGUAAUCACCCAGGUCGUAUUUUGGUUUCAAACGAAGUGGACCUGGAAGGUCCUCCAAAAAACUUCACCUACAUUAACAACUACAAAGUUGGUCCAGGCAUUGUGCUGGAUGAGAUGGCUGUGGGCUGUGAAUGCAAGAACUGUGUGGAAGAACCCGUGAACGGCUGUUGCCCAGGAGCCUCUCUGCACCGUAUGGCCUACAACAACAAGGGCCAGGUCCGUAUCCGGCCAGGGAAGCCCAUAUAUGAGUGUAACUCCCGGUGCAGCUGUGGGAUCGACUGUCCCAACAGAGUGGUUCAAAAAGGAAUCCAGUUUGAUUUCUGCAUCUUUAAAACGGAGAACGGCCGAGGGUGGGGUGUUCGCACGAUGCAGCACAUCAACAAGAACACAUUCGUCAUGGAGUACGUUGGAGAGAUCAUCACAACCGAUGAGGCGGAGAAGAGGGGUCACUUCUACGAUCGCCAAGGCUCCACAUACCUGUUUGAUCUGGACUACGUGGAUGAUGUGUACACCGUGGAUGCAGCUCACUUUGGAAACAUUUCCCAUUUUGUCAACCACAGCUGUAACCCCAACCUGCAGGUAUUCAACGUCUUCGUUGAUAACAUAGAUGAGAGGCUUCCCAGAAUCGCCUUAUUUUCAACACGUGGAAUUCGUGCAGGAGAGGAGCUCACCUUUGACUAUAAGAUGCAAAUUGAUCCAAUGGACACAGAAAGCACCAAGAUGGACUCCAGUUUCAGUCUAGCAGGACUUUCUUCAUCACCUAAAAAGAGGCUUCGAGUAGAGUGUCGAUGCGGAUCYGACUCCUGUCGAAAAUAUCUCUUCUGACCCAAUCACAGCAUGAACACUGUUGACAAAUCUGAACAUUUGUACAGUUUUAAAUAUGUUGUAACAGCUGCCACGGCCUUUUUAUAUUUGAAAUUUUUUACACUUUGGAUUGUURUUUAAAAUUAAGAGUUUUACUGAGUAAAAUGUGAACUGUGUUUGAAUGAAUUUGAUGCUUUGAAGUCUAGUUGAGUAAUUUACAAAGCAAGAAAUGACCAAUUUAAUCAAUGCUAGAACUGAGAUGUAAUAAACUGGAAUGAAACCACACAGUUKUGGUUCUGAUUAGUCUGACUCCUUUCAGGACGGUGGGCUUUUCUGUCACUCGCUUUUGAUAUUUUUUGUUUUAAAAUGAUUCUAAAAUGUCAUGUUGUGAUACAAAACUGUCAGUCUGUGCUCUGAUGUUUGGAUUGAAGUUCAUGUUCUGUUCAAACAGGGCUCAUUGGUCCAGAGUCCAACAUGAACUAUUGUCACUUGAUUCUAGAUAUUUUACCUUAGUUUACAAUGAUGUUUUUGUCUUCUGGUGURUGGUUUUGCAGCCUGAUACUGACCCAGACUCACGCCCAAACCAGCUUGAGUUUUUGGGUCGAGMUCAAGUAAAUGAAGCUUCUGAAUGAAAGAACAGUUGAGGGUGGAACCAAAGAAAACACGAGCAGCGCUCUGACUUGAGGUGAKAUGGUUUAGCUGUGGUUAAAACUGUCCCAUCAGAGCAAGGUCUAAAGGUCUCUUCCUGGCCUGGAGCCUUCCUGUUAGGAGUUUACAUGUUGUCUUUGUGCAUGUGUGGCUUUUUGUUUUGCCUACUCUGGUUUCCUCUCACAGACGUAAAACAUGCAUGCUUUCUUAGUUGGUAACUAAAUGAUCCCAAGGUAAGAGCGAGAAGCUGAAUGUUUGCUUCUCUUGA
Molecule: messenger RNA, 2674 nt
Organism: Austrofundulus limnaeus
Lineage: Eukaryota; Metazoa; Chordata; Actinopteri; Cyprinodontiformes; Rivulidae
Product: histone-lysine N-methyltransferase SUV39H1
Exons: 6
Coding region: 61-1779 (572 amino acids)
Cellular component (GO): nucleus
Molecular function (GO): zinc ion binding; protein binding; histone H3K9 methyltransferase activity
Source: RefSeq, a predicted model, not a curated record